This is a messenger RNA of Cydia amplana, 2202 nucleotides long. RefSeq names its product spastin (gene spas). The coding region runs from base 132 to 1937 and encodes 601 amino acids. Lineage: Eukaryota; Metazoa; Arthropoda; Insecta; Lepidoptera; Tortricidae. Gene Ontology annotation, molecular function: ATP hydrolysis activity; microtubule severing ATPase activity; ATP binding. Gene Ontology annotation, cellular component: microtubule cytoskeleton. The transcript has 10 exons. The record is from RefSeq and is a predicted model, not a curated record.
AAUACACAUUCAGUGUCUGAAAUUUUUGUUGCUGUUUUUAGAAUAGUGGAGUAGUACAAUAACGUGCGUUUCUUUGUUUCCUUUGUAUGGAGACUAGGUGUUAAUCGACUGUUACGUGACCAGUGUUCUUGAUGGUUUCGGGUGACGAUUCAAAUGGUCGUUUAUCGCGUAAAACAACGAGGUCCCCGAACCGAAAGUCGAAGAAGGCUGAUGCGGACCUAGCAAAGGGGUCUGCGUUGCGAAAUGACCCGCCGCCUUCUGUUCACAAGAGGAACCUUUACGUUGUUUCUUUUCCCAUUAUUAUACUUUUUAAUAUUCUAAGAUCAUUGCUUUAUCAGUUAUUUAUAGUGUUUAAGUAUUUGUAUUCGGCUUCCCAUCGUUUUAUGCGUCAACCGUGUAAGAAUGGGGAGUAUAACCUAGAGGUGGUAGUGAAGGACGGAGCGGUGUCGACGGAGAUCGCGGGCGAGAUGGCGUACAGCCACAAUGUGGGGCCGGGGGACCCGCUGCUGGCCAAACAGAAACAUCACCAUCGGAAGGCUUUUGAGUACAUAUCAAAAGCUUUGAAGAUUGAUGAGGAGAAUGAGGGUCAGAAAGAGCUAGCAAUAGAACUUUACAAGAAAGGCAUCUAUGAAUUGGAGCGGGGCAUAGCCGUGGACUGUUGGGGCGGCCGCGGCGACGCCUGGCAGCGCGCGCAGCGGCUGCAUGACAAGAUGAAAACCAAUCUCGGGAUGGCUAAGGACAGGCUGCACUUCCUUGUGGCAGGCCGUAAGCUGACGACAGGCGGGCGGCGGCUUCCCAGCGGCUCAGGGCCUCUCAUGAAGUCCCAGACAUUACCACGAUCCAUGGGACGGUCAUCUUCUCAACCGAACAGCUCAACAUAUACCCGGUAUCCGGUGAAACCGGCCUCAACACCGCCUGCAGUGAAACGGCAGUUAUCGGUCCCAGUGAACGGAUCCCCAGUACGGCGCGCCGUGGGAUCCAACCGCGGCACUCCGACUAGGAGUCGGACCCCGCAGCAGAACCUAACGGUCCGGGGCGUGGAUCCGAAGCUGGUGCAGCUGAUACUGGACGAGAUUGUGGAGGGAGGGCCGAAGGUGCAGUGGGAUGACAUCGCUGGGCAGGAGGCAGCAAAGCAAGCACUUCAAGAAAUGGUGGUGUUGCCAUCUCUGAGGCCGGAGUUGUUCACGGGCCUGCGGUCGCCCGCCAAGGGCCUGCUGCUAUUCGGCCCUCCGGGGAACGGUAAAACUCUCCUCGCGCGAUGCGUGGCCGCAGAAUGCUCAGCCACAUUCUUCUCAAUAUCAGCCGCCACUCUCACCAGCAAAUACGUGGGCGACGGCGAGAAAAUGGUGCGAGCGCUGUUUCAAGUGGCCAGGGAAUUGCAGCCCUCAAUAAUAUUCGUGGACGAAGUAGACUCGCUCCUCUGCGAGCGGUCAUCGAGCGAGCAUGAAGCCUCGCGGCGACUCAAGACGGAGUUCCUCGUGGAGUUCGACGGCCUGCCCGCAGCGGGGGCCGACCGGCUCAUUGUGAUGGCCGCCACUAACAGACCGCAUGAACUAGACGAGGCCGCGCUCAGACGCUUCCCCAAGCGGGUGUACGUGUCGCUCCCCGAGCUGCGGACCCGCGAGCAGCUGCUGCGCGGGGUGCUGGCGCGGGGCGCGGCCGCGGCCGCGGUCACGCCCGAGGAGCUGGCGCGACUGGCCGCGCUCACGGACGGUUACUCGGGCAGUGACCUAACCGCGUUGUGUCGGGACGCCGCGCUGCAGCCUAUCAGAGAACUCGACCCCGAGGAGGUUAAGUGCUUGGACCUGUCGCUAGUGCGGCCAAUCACGUUCCAGGACUUCAUGGACGCGUUGAAGCGGAUCCGUCCGUCCGUGUCCCCGCACAGCCUAGUCGGGUACCAGAAGUGGUCCGUGCAAUAUGGGGAUCUCGGGCUAUGAACCAAUACAGGUAUUGCCAAGGUUGAAUAAACAAGGGUGAGUCAGUAAUUGUUAGCAAGUACGAGACAACACUACGCUCAAAUGUUAAACUUUCCACUCGAAUAUUCCCUCAUAGUUCUAUUGACGUAUUUCAUAGUUCUUUAUGUUUACUCUGAAUGUCAUCUAGUCAGAUUUCAACUGUCACUGUCAUGUUUUAAACGUGUAUAGAAAAAAUGUCGUUUAAGCCCUUUUAUUAUUCACUUUAACACAAAGACCGUUGUUUAUA